Molecule: messenger RNA, 3061 nt
Organism: Siniperca chuatsi (mandarin fish)
Lineage: Eukaryota; Metazoa; Chordata; Actinopteri; Centrarchiformes; Sinipercidae
Product: RNA-binding protein 5-like
Exons: 25
Coding region: 314-2761 (815 amino acids)
Biological process (GO): mRNA splicing, via spliceosome
Cellular component (GO): nucleus
Molecular function (GO): RNA binding
Source: RefSeq, a predicted model, not a curated record
ACGGGAUUGAAUUUCUUCUUUCGCCCAACGUAACGUAGUUAUUUCAGUUACGCUAGCUGACCCAUACGGUAUCCAUCAAAUGUUAAAGCUAACGCCAGUCGCACACAGCUGCAGUGGCCUGCUUGCUAACGUUACUCUUUCAGCAAAGGCCCGCUUGUUUCAGCAGGGUUGUCGCUGGAAAACAGUUUGCAGCCAGAUCUAAGCGUUAGACGAUAAGUAGACCAGUUGUCCUGUAGCUGAAGAUCACAUCCAUCUGGAACAGUAACAUUAGUUAACAGUUCCUUGAUCAAACGUGUGUCCUCAACACUAAACCAUGGGAGCUGAUAAAAGGCUCAGUCGGGGUGAACGCAGUGGAAGAUAUGGUUCGGAUGGGAGGAGAGAUGAUCCAGAAUGGCAUGAAAGACGAGGUAGAGACGUGGAGAGGGUUUAUGAUCGACGAUGGGGUGAUGAUAGACGGCGAGAGCACAGAGACAGUCCAGAGAGGGGCCGAAAACGACACAAUAGUGACAGAUCAGAAGAUGAAUAUGAUGGGGAUUAUCCAGACCAGCACUACAAAAUGGAGCAGCAGGAGGAGAGCAAGACCAUUAUCCUGAGGGGUCUCCCUCUUCAUGUCAUAGAGGAUGAUAUCUGCUCAGCGCUCGAGCAGCUCCAGGGGCCCCACCCUAUGGAAAUUCGCUUGAUGAGGAAAAGGAGAGGUAUAAGCCGAGGUUUCGCCGUCAUGGAGUUUUAUCGCUUGCAAGAUUCUACCCGAUGGAUGGAGACCAAUCAGAACAAGUUGGUGAUCGAGGGGAAAAGCAUUGCUCUGCACUACAGGAGACAGAACUUUGAAAAAUGGCUUUGCACUGCAUGUGGUGUGUUAAGUUUCCGAAAUAAGUGUUUCAGGUGUGGAGCAGCCAAAGUUGAUCGGGAGUCACUGGGACUAAAUGGUUUAAAGUCUCAACAGCAAGAAGAAUACAAUGGAGACACAAUAAUUUUGAGAAACAUUGCCCCUCUUUCAACUGUUGAUGGAAUUUUGAACAUACUGGCCCCCUAUGCCAACCUGUCAGCAGGCAACAUCCGCCUCAUCAAGGACAAGCAAACGGGAAAGAAUAGAGGCUUUGCCUUUGUUCAGCUCUCAUCUCCCUUGGAGGCUUCUCAGCUGCUCACUGUUCUCCAAUGCCUUCAGCCACCUCUAAAACUGGAUGGAAAAACAAUUGGUAUGGAUUAUGCCAAGAGUGCUAGGAAAGACUCAGCGCAGCCUGAUGGGAUCAGAGCCAGUGCUCUCUCUGUUGCCAGCACAGCCAUUGCUGCUGCUCAGUGGUCAUCCAGCCAGUUACAGCACGAUUCAGGUACCACCUCUGACUACAUUGCUCUUCCAGAGGGCUAUGCACAGCAUACACAGGGACAGAAUUACCAACUAUGGCAGCAGCCUGAAAGAUUGGCUCCUGUCAUUGGAGAUGGGUUACUCGGAGCUGCUCCAGAAAUGAAGACAUUGAUCCCUGCAGCCGCAGGUGUUGUCAUAUCCCAGAUGGCUCAACUUUACCAGCCUGUCAUUAUCAGCCAGCCUGCCAUACAGUCACAUCAAUUAUUGAGGCCUGUUGAUGCAGCACAUCAGACUGCUAGUGUUUGCACUGCAUCACUGGUAACACCAGCAGCUUCCACUGCUGCAGCUACUGUCUGCGCUGCCCCGACUGCUAACACAACAGCUGCCCCUGACACCUCCACAUACCAGUAUGAUGAGGCUUCAGGUUACUAUUACGAUCCACACACCGGCCUGUACUAUGAUCCUAGCAGCCAAUACUACUAUAACUCAGAGACUCAGCAGUACCUUUAUUGGGACAGUGAGAAGCAGACAUACAUCCCUGCACCUGCUGAAUCAGACACAAGCACAGAGCAAGUGUCCAAAGAGCCCAGAGAGAAAAAAGACAAGGCCAAAACCAAGUCUGCACAACAGAUCGCAAAGGACAUGGCGCGCUGGGCAAAAAGCUUCAAUAAGCAAAAAGAAAGUUUUAAGAGUGGUUUCCAAGGCUUAGGACCGUCCAAGGAGGAAGACAGGAAAGAGUCUGCAGCUGCUGACGCAGGUUUCUUUCUCUUUGAGAAAAAGAAAAUUGGAGGCUUUGACUUGCCGUCCCUCAUGACCGAACAGUUCAAGGUCACAGAGCAGGACGCUUCAGCUAAGAGUGGUCUGCUUGCUGCUUACAACGGAGACAUUGACACAGAGGAGGGCGGCUCAGAUAGAGCAGCGUAUGAAGAGGGAAAAAUAACAGACUGGAAGAAAAUGGUUUGUCUGCUGUGUCGACGGCAGUUCCCCACCAAAGAGGCUCUGCUGCGUCACCAGCAGCUCUCUGACCUCCACAAGCAAAACUUAGAAAUUCAGAGAAGAUCAAAACUCACAGAAAUUGAGCUGGAGGAGCUGGAGAGGAAAGAAAUCGAGCUGAAAUACAGAGACCGAGCUGCAGAGAGAAGGGAGAAGUAUGGUGUUCCUGAUCCUCCUUCACCUAAGAAGAAAUUCUAUCAACCGAUAGAAAACUAUGAGCAGCCCACCAAAGACGGCCUAACAACUGAUAAUAUCGGGAACAAAAUGUUGCAAGCGAUGGGCUGGCAGGAAGGUAGAGGUCUGGGGCGCCACCAACAGGGCAUCACCACUCCCAUCUCGGCCUCAUUAAGGACCAAGGGCACAGGCUUGGGUAUUAAAGGAAGCUCAUAUGAACUCUCAGCAUCUGACACCUACAAGGAUGCUGUUCGGAAGGCCAUGUUCUCACGCUUCACAGAGAUAGAGUGAACUGGAGAGAGGGAAAGUUAUCAUACUGAACUGGGAAUAUUAAUUUUGUGCCCAAAUGAUCCUACUGUGACAAUUAUCCCCCUGUACGGACUUAAACUGUAAUUUCUAUCUUCACUAUGUGUAUAUAAAAUGUAGUUUUGUUUUAUAUAUUGCUAGAUAUUUUGUCAUUCAAAAUGUUUUCAGUUGAAUGAACAUGUAAAUAUAGUGUUUGUACAUAAAAUUAUGUGGACCUGUUGAGGUUUUGUUUCUGUGAAAAUCUAAAGAACUAAUGUGGCAAUUAAACCCGACCUUUGUACUCAA